This is a messenger RNA of Helianthus annuus (common sunflower), 1525 nucleotides long. Its product is annotated as triacylglycerol lipase 2. Gene Ontology annotation, molecular function: hydrolase activity, acting on ester bonds. The record is from RefSeq and is a predicted model, not a curated record. NCBI's taxonomy places the organism in Eukaryota, Viridiplantae, Streptophyta, Magnoliopsida, Asterales, Asteraceae. The transcript is spliced from 9 exons. Gene Ontology annotation, biological process: lipid metabolic process. The coding region runs from base 198 to 1442 and encodes 414 amino acids.
AUACAUACAAACACAUUAAAGUGGGUCCUAAUGACCAUCAUCCCCUCCUGUCACCCGGGGCAAAAAGACCCCUUUCCCUCACCUUUCUGUUGCGAGUUCUGAUCCUAAAUUUUUCAAGAACUUGUUCACACGCUGACAUUAUUCAGUUCACCACCAUAAAUACUAUACUUUCCCUCAUCAUUUUCUCAAUACAUAUUAUGGCUGUUUGUACACUUCUAAGCUUCAUAUGGUUCACUAUACUACUGCUAAUUCAACCAUACCCAUCUUUCGGAUCACGAACACUCAGUGCCAUCGUAACGAACCCUCCGCCGCCGCUCGGGAUAUGCGCCUCGGCCGUAACUAAAUACGGUUACAAGUGUCAGGAAAUUGAUGUGACAACGGAAGAUGGGUAUAUAUUGAGUGUUCAGAGAAUUCCGGUGGGGAGACACGGUGGUGGUGGUGGUGGUGGUGGCGGCGGCGGUGGGAGGAGAAGACAACCGGUUUUGUUGCAACAUGGAGUUCUUGUGGAUGGCAUGACAUGGCUACUAAAUUCUCCGGAGCAAUCUCUAGCGUUGAUCUUAGCAGAUAGCGGUUUCGAUGUCUGGAUCGCUAACACGAGAGGAACCUCGUACAGUCGACGACAUGUCUCUCUUGAUCCCGAUAGACCUGAAUUCUGGAAUUGGACAUGGGAUGAAAUCGCAGCUCGUGACUUGCCUGCUGUUAUCGCUUAUAUCUUCCAACAAACGGGCCAAAAGAUCCACUACGUCGGACAUUCUUUGGGAACUUUGAUUGCUUUGGCAUCCCUCUCAGAGGGUAAACAAGUAGACAAGAUGAAAUCGGCUGCAUUGUUAAGCCCGAUCGCGUACUUGAGCCAUAUGACCACCGCACUCGGUGUUGUUGCUGCCAAAGUCUUUGUUGGCGAGGUUACUAUAGUGUUUGGUCUUGCUGAGUUCAAUCCAAAAGGGGAUGAUGUGAGCCGGUUCCUGAAAGGCCUAUGUGCUGAUCCAAAGGUUGAUUGUUACGACUUAAUGUCCGCCCUUACAGGUAAAAACUGUUGCCUCAACGCCUCGACUGUAGACGUGUUCUUAAGAAGCGAGCCACAGUCUACCUCGACGAAGAACUUGGUUCAUUUAGCUCAAACUGUUAGAGAUGGUGUUUUGGCUAAGUAUGACUAUGGAAAUCCUGCCUUCAACAUAGAACACUAUGGCAUGCCAAUGCCUCCUAUUUAUAACCUUUCAAACAUCCCAAAAGACUUCCCUUUGUUCAUCAGCUAUGGAGGCCAAGACGCGCUUUCAGACCCUAAAGAUGUCGCAAAUUUGCUCGAUGAUCUCAAGUUGCAUGAUGAAGGGAAGCUUAGCGUGCAAUAUAUCAAGGAAUACGCUCAUGCCGAUUUUAUCAUGGGUGUAACGGCUAAAGAUGUUAUUUAUGACAAAAUCAUCUCGUUCUUUCAACGAAAUCAAUAGAGACAUUGAUAUUGAAUGUAACAUUUUGCCCUCUAAUGACAAUAAGUGAUCAUUUAGCAUACGCCAAAAUCAUCAUUUGAUAA